This is a messenger RNA of Cuscuta epithymum, 2389 nucleotides long. The record is from the annotation of a GenBank genome assembly. NCBI's taxonomy places the organism in Eukaryota, Viridiplantae, Streptophyta, Magnoliopsida, Solanales, Convolvulaceae.
UUUUAUAAAGUUCCGGAGUUUAAUGGACAGUAACAUUUUCUGAAUAAAUUAUGGACUGCAUAUGUCGCCUGAUGCCUUCCCCCAUCUAAUUUAGAGAGCUGUUCGUAUCGUGGUCGCCUAGGUGGCGCCUUUGCUGCGGAGGAGUAAAAUCCCCUGGAGUGUGUCCGCCUGCGGCUUUUGUAUGCGUACAUAUUAUAUCACUUUUAUUCGUCAAAGGGCAACUGCAUUAUGGUAGCUGUGAAUUUGAAACCUAGGGUUCCUGAAGACAUUGAUGGGGUUACACUUGAUCCACAACCCGAUUGGAGCUUUGAUGCUCUGUUAUUGGAGCUCAGUUCAAUUGAAAGGAAGGUUGCUGCAUCUCCAAAGUUUCCGGCAUAUACCAAGAUAUGUUCUCGGGAUCGUUCUGCUUCAAAGAGGGGUGCUCUGCGGCAGGGUUUUGUUAUGCGGGUGACAGAGACAUUAAGUGAUUGUGAAGAUGAGGUAUCUGAACAAUCUGUCACUCCAGGCAUGCAUAUUACUUGUGAUGACCUUUAUGCAAGUGAUGGUCAAAUAUCUGAAGACGAGGCAUCUAUUGAAGUAGAUCAGCAUCUAAUGGAAAAAGUUGGGUUGGUGGAAGGCGCUUUGUCUGAGCUAACUUAUGAGCAUCGUCUUAACGUUAUGGAAAAUGUGAGAAACAAAAUAUCAGAACUGGAAACAGCUCUGUUGGAUGAGCACCAUAUAUUUUCAUCUAAGCUCCAAUUUGUUGCGAAAGAUUCUGAAGCACUAUCGGAAAUGGAUCGAAGGCUUGGCCUGCAGUAUCAGCGCAAAAUUGCAGAAGCGCUUGAUGAUCACUUGAUAUCUGUACAAAGGGAUCAUGAACAUAGAUCCCAACUUGAAGAAAGGAGAAUAAGAGAUGAUGCAGCUCGUGAAGAGGCUAAAAGAAGAGAGAAGGGUUUUCUGGAAGAGAAAGCCAUGCUAGAAAAAAUUAGAACAGAGCCAGAGGUACAGCCUAAGGUAAUAGAGGCUGUUGGAAUGAAAAAGGAAAAAACAGCAGAACUGGAAGCUCAGAGAAAAGACGUCGAAGAGGCUGCAGAGGAGAAUUCCUCUGAGAAUGUUAAGAAUAUUGCUACUGGCCAUCACAAGGUCUCAGAGCAGACAGCGGAGUUUGGACAGGAUGUGCAUAAUUCAUCACAAUCAGCAGGCUUGAAAAAUUCAGGAUUUGAAGAUUCAGUAGGCAAGGUUGUCAAACUCGAUAUUCUAGGACAUAAUAUAAAAGCUGCAAAAAACGCUUUGGAUUUAGAGAAGGAAAGAUCUAUGCUGUAUAAGGAAUUAGUUGCAAAGAAUGAGGCAUUGGGGUUAGGCACUAAAAGGGAAUAUGAUAGACAUGAUAAAGAAAUCUCUAGAAGGAUCAAAACCAUAACAGGUUCGGGAAAAAAUGUUAGGGCCAAAGCAGAUGAGUUGAUUAAGUUGAUAAAUUAUUCACCAUAUCCUCAAUCCAUAAGCAUUGCAAUCCUUGCAAAAGAGAUUGUCUGCCGGUUUGUGGCUCUUCCUCCUGGAGGUUUUAAGAGUAUUCCUUAUAGCUUUGGCCUUGUUAUUGUUCUUGUUACUUCUCAGGUUCCACUUGCUAUGGAUAUUAUCCUUGCUGAAUUGAACAAAAAUUGCAUCUAUACAGUUCCAAAGCAUAUAGUGUACUCUCAGUCAUACUUCAAGACCAAAAAAGCUUACUGUAAAGCUAUUGGAUAUCAAGAUGGGGAGAUUGAAACUGAUAGUAGUUACCUACAUCGGUUAUGUGCCUUCAUGAAACUAUACGGAGCUAUUGUUCAGACUGAAGUCGAAGGGUUCCAAAACAUGCAUGGGCAUCGAGAAGGUUGGGCAUGGUUGGCUAGACUCUUAAAUGCAGUCCCGGCAAACCUGUACACUGCUGCUGCUUUAAAAGCAUUUCUUGAAGUUGCUGGUUUUGUGCUACACAGAAAAUACAAGCAUCAUUUUGAGAAGCUAUUGAACAUCCUCACCAGAGACUUCUUGAAAGCUUUGGACGAAGGUCUUCAGUCACACAUAGUGGUCACUGAGCUCCGUAGUUAUGUAGAGUCAAAGAGGUAUCUCAGUGAGCCAGAGGGUCGGCAUCUAACAGAUCAUCUACUUUCAAACACUUGUAUAUAGCUGCUUCUAAGUUGUUACAGUUGAAGAUUGAGGCUUUUGAUCGGUUUUUCUGAACUUUUUAGGACUUGUUUAUGUUUGUAAUCAUUUGUGUAGAACUGGGAUUCAGACAUGUUCGUGUAUAAAUACACAACAGAAAAAGUUGUACCACUAUUUUAAUAGGAUACAAAUAGUUUUGGAUCUGUUUUUUUUUCCUAAUGGCCUUUUUGUAAAAUUUUAAUGCUUGGAUACGGUUUUAGUCAGUAAAAAAUAC